Entamoeba dispar SAW760 is the source of this 999-nucleotide messenger RNA. RefSeq lists its product as uncharacterized. The coding region runs from base 1 to 999 and encodes 332 amino acids. The record is from RefSeq and is a predicted model, not a curated record. Lineage: Eukaryota; Evosea; Mastigamoebida; Endamoebidae. The transcript has a single exon.
AUGGGAAAUCAACAAGGGUAUGUUAAGAAUCAUCACUCUAGAUCAGGAAGUCUUGGUACUUGGAAGCAUGUUGAUUCUUCAUUUAAAUUAACUAUAACUGAAGCUGAUAAAGAAAAAGAAACUGUUAUUGUUCCGAAGCCAAAAAAGAUCAACAGAAGAUCAGGGAUUCCUCCAAUAAAAUGUUCAUACAGUCCAAAUGAAAAAAAAUAUUUAAAAACAGGAGUUGCACUUGACUAUUUUGAAUCUAAUUCUUCUUCUCCCUUUGAAGAAUUAGAAAGUCCAUCAUUGUCACCAAAAUGUAAGAGGUCCUAUUCAGUUAGUAGUAAUGGUGGACGUACCCCAAGACUCAAUAAAAAACCUUUUUGUUCUACAGGGAUAUUUUCUCAUAAAUCAAUAACUCCAAAAAUAACAAAAAUACUUACACCUAAACAUUCUCCAAGAUAUGAAGAAGAAGAAGAGAUUGAAGAAGAGUUAAGUGAAAGAUUUGAACCAGUUUCUCCAGCAGUAGAAAUGGUUUCUAAUAUUAUUGACAUUAGAAAAUAUAACCUAUUAUUUGAUAGUCGUUUUGAUCUUCUUGAUAAUCGUACUUUUAACUCUAAAAUUAUUGGGCAUAGUAGAAUUUUAGUUAUUAUAGUUACUAAUGAUUUUGAUAUUUUUGGAAUUUACAAUGAAGAAGUGAUUCCUCCAUUUAAGAAGAAAGGAAAUAUUAACCUUGAAACAACAAAAGAAUUUUUCUUAUUUACUUAUAACAAUAAUACUCAACAAAUUAUUCGUAGAAAAAAAAAUAAUACUAAAUCUUUAACAUUAUAUUAUGAAAAUGCAUCUUCUUUUAUUUUAACUGUAUUUUCUGCUUUUUGGAUUCUUUCAGAUGGUACUUGUAGUAUUCAUCAAGGGUUUAAAAAUAAUUAUGUGUAUACUCCAUGUAUCAAUCCAUUCUCUUCACAACAAACAGCUAGGAAAAUUGGUAUUCAAUUUAUCUUUGUAAUAGAAUGUCAUUAA